This is a messenger RNA of Colletotrichum acutatum, 1333 nucleotides long. RefSeq lists its product as uncharacterized. Bases 210 to 1118 code for a protein of 302 amino acids. The transcript has 3 exons. NCBI's taxonomy places the organism in Eukaryota, Fungi, Ascomycota, Sordariomycetes, Glomerellales, Glomerellaceae. The record is from RefSeq and is a predicted model, not a curated record.
GGUUCCGAUCCCUGGGUUGUCUCGCCAAACCCCGUUGCCGAGCCGGAUUGAGUUUGAUCUUUAUUUAGAAGGGGAAAAAAGGCCAGGGGAGCAACAGUCGCAUAGCUGACAACCUCCUCUCAUCCAACAUCCCCCUUUCGAUCACAAACGUAGGGAAACCCUACUAGAUCACCAACAAACCCGACAUAUUCGACGACUCGACGACAAACAUGCUCGGAAACUUUGACUUCGACCCGGAAUACGUCCCCGGCGUCAAGCUCGGUCUGCACAUCUUCCAGUUCAUCCUGUCCUUCGCCAUUUGGGCGUUGGAAAUUGCAGUGUUUAGAGCCGAUAACGCAAAAAUUGUCGGCAACAAUGGCUGGACUUUUGGAGUAUGCUUCCUUUCGCUACCAGCGUGGAUUUACCUGAUUAUGGCGCCGCGGUGGCCGAGAACGAGAAAACUGGCCAACCCCUACGCUAUGGCCAUCGUAGACGCAUGCUUCUGCAUCAUCUGGCUUUCUGCUUUCGCAAGUCAGGCCGCCUACAACACAGCCAAUCAGUGCGGUGACGGCUGCAAGCUCAGCAAGGCCAUUGUCGGCUUGGGUGUUUUCGUGUGCCUUCUUUUCGGCGGCAGCACCUUUGUCAGUCUGUACACCCUCAAGUACUACCAGUUUCACGGCAAGCUCCCCGGCUACGACAAGGAGAAGCUCGGCGGUGACAACAUCGACCCCGACAAGGCCGCCUUUUCCAUGGCACCCCACGACGAGGAGGCAUACGCCCCCGUCCAGAUGGACGAUCACAACGACGACAACACAACGCUCUACGGCGGCAACGCCACCGGCAACCACGGAUACGCCAACAACAGUUACAACAGCCGCUACGGCGCAGGCAGCUCGGCCUACGGCGAGGAUGACGACCCGAACCGCUACGGAUCCCUCCCCUCGCGCCAAAACGGCGCCAUGUUUGACAGCGAGACCGAGUACCACUCCCAAACCCAUCCUCAGAGGCCCACCUCCACCAGCCCCGCGGCGGCGGUACAACCGUACUCCGCCCCUGAGCCGUACGGCGCAGCACCCGCUUACGACGACGACCGGCCCGCGCAGUUUCCCUCCGCGCCCUACGAUCGCACGAUGCAUUAAGACGAAGAUCCUAUUCUUUCAGCGGGAUAGUAAUCUGGUGUGAGGGAUUCGUGAUGGCAGGGCCACAACCCGAGCAAAACUUGGCCCGGUUUUGGUUUGACGAAGAGGAACGGACUGUGCUGUCCAGUGUUCACAUAGAUGGGCUUGGAUUUUUAUUUUCCGGAUUACGGGGUGUUGUUGGCGUCCCAUUUGUAACAAAGGUAAUCGAAAAGAUA